AUGGACGGUCUCUCAGUGGCCGCCAGUGUUAUUGCUGUGAUUCAGGUGGCUGGAUCUAUUGUCAAACUGUGUGGAGGUUACAUCCAAGAUGUAAAGGAUGCUCGGGACGACAUCAUUGCUCUGCGACAAUCAAUCAAAGGUCUCGUCAGUGUUCUCGAGAGGCUUGGGGGAGCAAUCAUUGCCGAUGUAGCUGGAACCACCAACUUGAUUGAUCAAAACAUGGAUCUCAAAAAGCUGCCAGUCGCCCAUGGGGCUGAAUUUGACUCUUACAUGGAUCAACACGAAGACGAGUGUCUUGAAGGGACCAGAACAGACCUCCAACAACAAAUCGCAACAUGGGCAGCAUCACCACAAGGCAAUUGCAUCUUCUGGUUGAAUGGAAUGGCUGGAACGGGAAAAUCGACCAUUUCCCGCACAGUAGCCCGGUCUUUCAAACAAAAUAAGCAGCUGGGCGCAAGCUUCUUCUUCAAGAGAGGUGAGGGGGACCGAGGGAACGCGACGAAGCUAUUUACGACAUUGACGCAACAAAUCAUGAACAUACUUCCUGAAUUGACUCCCGCAAUUCGAAAAUCAGUCCAAGAUGACCCUGUUAUUGCGACAAGAGGGCUCAAGCAACAAUUCAACAAGCUUCUGCUUGAACCAUUACUAGGACUUACAAGCUCGAGUAAAGUCAGAAUAUUGGUGGUCGUGAUUGAUGCUCUAGACGAGUGUGAAUCGGAGAAUGAUAUACGGGCAAUUCUUCAAUUGAUACCACAACUCCGGGAGCCGAAAGCAGUGCAGAUUCGAGUCUUCUUGACGAGUAGGCCGGAGUUGCCAAUUCGUCUUGGGUUUUCCAAAAUGGCCAAUCAGGACUACAAGAAUCUCAUUCUCCAUGAGUUGCCGGAAGAUGUCACCGCACACGACAUAUUAUUGUUUCUGAAGCAUCGACUAGCUCAGAUUGGGGAGGAGCGCUCAUUACCUGUUGACUGGCCUGGAGAUGUCAAAACACAACAGCUUUUGAGAAUAUCUGUUCCGCUCUUCAUCUUUGCUGCUACCAUGUGUCGUAUACUCAAUGAUCUUCAAUGGGAUCCUAUAGACAGCCUUGAAGAGAUCCUUGCUUGCCGAGGGGAGAGCGCUAGUCUUGAUGGAACAUACCUUCCUGUGUUCAGUCGACUUCUUCUCAAUCAGAAUGAGAAACAAAAGAAGCAGCUUAUACAUGAGUUUCAAGACGUGAUCGGUACAAUUGUCAUCCUUGAAAGUCCUCUGUCUGUUAUUUCACUCUCAGCGCUUCUUGGCAUCUCCACGCGUGUCAUCAGGUUGAGAUUGAGCUCGUUGAACUCGGUGCUGAGUAUCCCGCAAAAUGAAAUCAUGCCCGUGAGACUUUUCCACCUAUCAUUCAGAGAUUUUCUUCUUGAUCCACAGACGUGCGAGAAGACUCCAUUCGCAAUAGAUGGCAAGGCAUCACACUUGAAAUUGGCGAUUGACACUUCAACUAUAAACCAUUAUCUUCCUCCCGAGGUGCAGUACUCGUGUCGUUUCUGGGCCUACCAUUUCACGCAGGGUGACGACCCAAAAACAUUGCAUAACAUUUUCGCCUUCUUGCAGACACAUUUCCUCCACUGGAUGGAGGCAAUGGGCAUCCUGGGUCUUGCAACCGAAGUGGUAGGAAUCAUUGACCUCCUGCAUUCUUGGGUGGAUAGCCACGAGUCCCGUGAGCUUUCUGAGUAUUUACAGGAUGCCAGACGAUUUGCGUUAAGGAAUACCGUCAUCGCAAAUGAAUCCCCUCUCCAGAUUUAUUGCUCGGGUCUUGUCUUUGCUCCAAAAAACUCGAUUAUACGAAAGGCCUUCUCGAAGUACCUUCCUACGUGGAUUUCCAAAGUCCCAGACGUGGAAGCGAAUUGGAGUGCGGAUAUUCAGUCUUUCGAUGACUUCUCAGGGCGGAUAUUGCCAAUAUCCUUCUCCCCGGAUAGCCGGACUUUAGCAUAUGGUACUCUUGACGGCAGUAUCAAGCUCUGGGACGUCAUGACAGGAGCCUUGAAGCAGUCUUUGGAGGGGCAUCCAAAUGAUACAGAGGAAGUUUCCUUGGUUUCGUUUUCACCGGAUGGUCAAUUCCUCGCGUCUGCCGCUAUUUAUGACCGCACUAUUAAGCUUUGGGAUCUUGCCGCGGGUACAUUGCAGCGGACGCUUAGCCAUCCUCGGUGCUCCCCUUGCUGUCCGAUUUUUUCCCCUGACGGCCGCUUCUUGAUUUCUCCUGCCAGUGAUCCUGAUCAUCCUACAAUAUUCCUCUGGGACUUGAUGAAAGAUUGCUUUGAGGAGGAAACAGCCAACAGCCUAGGAGAUGUUGAAUGCGUAUCAUUCUCCCCCGAUAGCCAGCUUUUAGCGUUGGGAUCAGCCGAUGGCUCGGUGAAGUUGUGGGACAUUGCUUCCGGCAAUCUUCAGCAGAGCUUGGAAGUCUCUACAAAGCGAAUAACAAGUCUCUCAUUCUCUCACAAUAGCCGGUUUCUUGGGACUCUAUGCGAGGAAUAUAGAUUCAGGAUCUGGAAUAUCGCGACCGGCGCAGAAAAGAUUCUUCCAGAUCCGAUAUUCGCUGGAAUCUUCUCACCCACCGAGGAGAUUCUCGUUACUGUGUCAGACGAUUCAUUAUCCUCCUGGGACCCCGACAAAGGCCUUCGCAUCAAGAAGUUUUGGGGAAAGUAUUGCAAUUACGACCAAGCAUUUUCUCCUGAUGGCAAAUUCUUGGCCCUUGCACGGGACCAAUCGCAAGUCAUGAUAUUAGAAAUGCCCACAGGUAUUGCGCAUGCUCCUUUUGGUGCGCACGCUGAUAGUGUAUUAUCUCUGGCUUUCUCCCCAAACGGUCAAUUUCUUGCGUCUGCCUCGGAGGACAAAACAGUCAAAAUUUGGCAUGUUGGUGCAGGUAUACCAACGCCAGAAGAGUAUUCUGAGGGUCAUUCAAGCAGGGGCCUGAACUCUGCAGACGAGCCGCGUGAGACUCGUGUGGUGACCUUCUCUCCCUGUGGCCGCAUUUUAGCCUCCCUCUCUGCGGACACUAUUCAGCUUUGGGAUGUAGACACCAUGACAGGCUCUCUCCGUCUGAAACAUACUCUGGAUGGACACUCAGAUUAUCCUUGGAGUACUCUAUCAUUUUCGCCAAAUGGCCAGCUUCUAGCAACUUCUUCAAUAGACAAAACGCUCAAGAUUUGGAACACCACAACUGGCUCUUUGGAGACAACAUUUGAAUGCCGUCCGAAGAAAGUUUUCAUUUGGGGGUUCUCUCCCAACGGCCGAUUUAUCGCUGUCUAUUUGAUCGGUAAGAAUAGACGGGAUCUCUCUCUCCUGGAUAUCGCUACAGGAGAGCAAAAACAGACCUGGAGAUCUGUGGGAUAUACACGCAGGUCGACUUUCUCUCGAGACGGCUCAUACUUGAACACUGAUUUUGGGGACCUGGACAUCCAGGCCGAAUAUUUGAACCUUUCCAAUUCUCCAGGGGAGGGUGUGGAGAUUUCUAUACUAAAGUCGCACUGGGUGACCUUUAACCGCCGAAGGAAAUUAUGGCUGCCUCCUGAGUACCGACCCAGCUGCUUCGCAAUCCAUGGCAAUGUCCUUGUUCUCGGAUAUGGAUCAGGAAGGGUUUUGUUUAUACAUUUUUGUCCUUAA
Penicillium daleae is the source of this 3633-nucleotide messenger RNA. Its product is annotated as NACHT and WD40 domain protein. The record is from RefSeq and is a predicted model, not a curated record. Gene Ontology annotation, molecular function: protein binding. The transcript is spliced from 5 exons. Lineage: Eukaryota; Fungi; Ascomycota; Eurotiomycetes; Eurotiales; Aspergillaceae. Bases 1 to 3633 code for a protein of 1210 amino acids.